AUGUUUGACAGCGGGCAGUAUGUGUCAGAGAGCGGCACGGUCCCCCUGCUGCUGUCUGUCUACAUCUUCACCUUCCUGAUGGGCGUCCCCGCCAACAUCCUGGCAUUCUGCACCUUCUGCCGCAAGGUGCGCACCCGGGCGGCGCCCAUCGACGUCCUCCUCCUCAACCUGACCAUCUCCGACCUCAUCUUCCUGGCUUUCCUGCCCUUCAAAAUGAAGGAGGCCUCGGACAAAAUGGCCUGGGUGCUGCCCUUCCCGCUGUGUCCGUUCACCGGCUUCGUCUUCUACGUCACCAUCUACAACAGCACCCUGCUGCUCACCGCCGUGGGUGUGGAGCGCUACCUGGGGGUGGCCUACCCGCUCAGGUACGCGCUGUGCCGCAGGCCUCGCUACGCCGUGGUGGCCUGCGCGCUCUUCUGGGUGGUGACCUCCUUGAACCUCAGCAUCGUCUACAUCAUCCCGUACGCCCAGUGGGGUAACGACGGGGCCGAGCCGCCGUCCACCUGCUAUACCAACUUCACCGAAGCCGAGCUGGAAAUCCUGCUGCCGGUCCGCCUGGAGCUCUUCUUGGUCCUCUUCUGCGUCCCCUUCGUCAUCUGCUGCUUCUGCUACGUGAACUUCAUCCUCAUCCUGUCGCGCCUCCCCAACAUCAGCAGGCGGCGGAGGCUGCGGGCCAUCGGGCUGGCCCUGGGCACGCUGGUGGUUUUCGCCGUCUGCUUCGGUCCGUACAACGCCUCCCACGUGGUGGGCUUCGUGCACCAGGAGAGCCAGGAAUGGAGGAACGUGGCGCUGCUCUCCAGCACCCUCAACGCCUGCCUGGAUCCGUUCAUCUUCUACUUCUCCUCGGCGGCGGUUCGGAGCAUGCUCAAACACUGUUUUAAGAACGUCGUGGCGAAGCUGCACAUCCUGAGGAGAGGAUGAGCUGCUCGCGACCGCAGUGGACCAUGUCAGUCGAGGAAGUUCUUUUAACCGUCUUGUGUUGUCUACGUUACUCCCCCAAAAAACAGACAAACUAAACAAGGGGCAUUCAUCUUUUGGCUCAAAUUGGCUCAUUCUAGACUUGCGCAUCUGUUCAAUGUUUCAGUUCUUUUCGCUAGGCCUGUUUAAUCAACUGAUAUCGCCCAAAUUCAA
Syngnathoides biaculeatus (alligator pipefish) is the source of this 1131-nucleotide messenger RNA. RefSeq names its product free fatty acid receptor 3-like. Gene Ontology annotation, biological process: cellular response to fatty acid; G protein-coupled receptor signaling pathway. The transcript has 2 exons. Gene Ontology annotation, cellular component: plasma membrane. Gene Ontology annotation, molecular function: G protein-coupled receptor activity. NCBI's taxonomy places the organism in Eukaryota, Metazoa, Chordata, Actinopteri, Syngnathiformes, Syngnathidae. The record is from RefSeq and is a predicted model, not a curated record. The coding region runs from base 1 to 921 and encodes 306 amino acids.